Molecule: messenger RNA, 1044 nt
Organism: Mesorhabditis spiculigera
Lineage: Eukaryota; Metazoa; Nematoda; Chromadorea; Rhabditida; Rhabditidae
Source: the annotation of a GenBank genome assembly
AUGGGUAAUAUCUGCUGCAUAAAUGGAUCGUCGUCUAAUAGAGAAAAAAUUGAAGAGUACCCAAGAAGACCACUCCCAGAUUUUCAGUAUGUAAAUGCCACAUUCCCACAUGAAGACACCUCGCACAACUUUCUACCUCAUAUUAGCGAACGGGAAGUGACGGAUGAUUGCGAAGAAGAUCCAUCAACUCAUCCAACCGUUCGACCAACAUUUAUUGAAAGAAGUCGUUCGGAAAUGAAAUUGAAAGAUAAUCGACGUUCUUGCUAUCGUUUAGAUGCUCUCUUAGCCAGUGGUGAACCUGGGCUCGGAAACUCCCUACGAAAAUCCUCCUCAUGCUCAACAAUUUAUCUCGACGAUUCAACGAUUAGUCAGCCAAAUUUGAAGAACACGAUAAAAUGUAUUUCCCUUGCCGUUUACUAUCAUAUUGCUAAUCGAAAAAAUCGGGGCAACGAGCGGUUGAUGGAAAUCUUUGAGGAAAGGUUACAUCCGAUUACGAGAGAUCCUCUUGGCUCAGACUUGGUUGCGCAUGACCCUGAUCAUAGGCAGAUAUAUCGUUUUAUAAGAACACUUUUCCACUCGGCACAAUUGACGGCUGAAUGUGCCAUUAUUACAUUGGUAUACAUCGAGAGACUAUUAAAUUAUGCCGAAAUGGAUUUGUGCCCCACGAAUUGGAGACGUGUCGUUUUGGGUUCGAUUAUGUUGGCUUCAAAGGUCUGGGACGAUCAAGCUGUUUGGAAUGUUGAUUAUUGUCAGAUCUUGCGAGAUACUAAUGUUGAUGACAUGAACGAACUGGAGAGGCGCUUUUUGGAAUGUCUCGAUUUCAAUAUUAACGUCCCGUCAUCUGUAUAUGCCAGCUACUACUACGAUUUGCGUACAUUGGCCAUUGCAAAUGAUAUUCAACUCCCGAUAUUUCCGCUUUACAAAGAGCGAGCAAAGCGGCUUGAGGCGUUGAGCCGUGGCUAUGAAGACCGCCUUGGACCGCUAAAGCGUAGUCAUUCCGUUGAAAAAUUAUUCCAUGAACCACGCUCACCAGUGGUUUUGUCC